ACCACUUGUCGACUACAAACCCUUCACGUAAGCAUUCAUCCACCUGCAUAAAUAAUAAAAAAGGAAAGCAGUGGUAGCCUCACGCUUUCUCCUCGAGAGCUCUCUCUCCUUUUAAAUCCUUCCCUAAUUCAAUCUCGCUCUGCAUCCUCUCUAGAAUUGACUGACUGAUCUUCAUGAAUUCAAGUACCACUGGAGCAUCAACCGUUUCCUGCAAAUCAGGAAACAAGAACAACCUUUUCUUCUGGAUUCUAUUUUGCCUUUUGCCAAAGUUUCUCGGGGCUUUUAUUGCAUACGUCAACUUCCUUUUGAUUAAGGCCAUUGAUAGGUGUCCCUCAGUAGUUUGUGUCUUGGAUACCUGUGGAGAAAUCGUGCUUUAGCCGUUAUAGAUUUGGCCUUCUGCAGUUGGCUUCUGUGGUAGUGGUAGAUUUAGGUCAGCUGCAGUUGGCAUCCUGGUGAUAUUUGGCAUUUUUGCAAAAUGGUUUCCUCUCAAUUGCCUGGUUUGACAAAGAACCGGUUGUUGUUUCCCGUUAAUCCCUCUGAUACUGUAGUAUCAGAUCAUGUUGAACUUGAUUUCACUGAUGUGUUUGGCCCUUUGCCGUCAAUAGAUGUGAAUUGUGGUGAUCCUUUGUCUGUAGGAGAUGGUAGUGAGCUUAUUUAUGAUGACCCUGUUGUUGUUCAUAACCGGUCACAUUCGUUGGUUGGCCCCUCUUCUUAUGUUAGCCAAUCAUUGAAGCUCAGCAAACUUAACUUGCAAGAGACGGAAGAUUCAUUGGAACUGGUUGAGUGUGUCCUGGACGAGACUAUUAAAGAACUAGAGGAGUCUUUCAUAGAUGAUGAUGCUGUUGAGAAAGACAUGGAGGAUGUCAGUGGAGAUACUUCGAAGGUUCAAACUGUUGGUAUUGAAGAUUUUGAGGUUUUGAAGGUUGUUGGGCAGGGUGCAUUUGGGAAAGUUUAUCAGGUGAGGAAAAAGGGUACACCAGAAAUAUAUGCAAUGAAGGUCAUGCGGAAGGACAGAAUAGUGGAGAAAAAUCAUGUUGAAUACAUGAGAGGUGAAAGGGAUAUUCUAACAAAAAUAGAUCAUCCCUUCAUUGUCCAGCUCAAAUACUCCUUCCAAACCAAAUAUAGGCUAUACCUUGUGUUGGAUUUCAUAAAUGGGGGCCACCUUUUUUUCCAGCUCUAUAACCAUGGCCUUUUCAGGGAGGAUCUGGCAUGUAUAUAUGCUGCUGAGAUUGCUUCUGCAGUUUCUCACCUUCAUGCAAAUGGCAUAAUGCAUAGGGAUCUUAAGCCAGAAAAUAUCCUGCUGGAUUCAGAUGGCCAUGCAAUGUUGACUGAUUUUGGCCUGGCAAAGGAAUUUGAUGAAAAUACAAGAUCAAACUCAAUGUGUGGAACAGUUGAAUAUAUGGCACCUGAAAUUGUUCAGGGAAAGGGUCAUGAUAAGGCAGCAGAUUGGUGGAGUGUGGGAAUUCUGUUGUAUGAGAUGCUAACUGGCAAGCCUCCUUUUAUUGGUGGGAAUAGAAACAAAAUUCAACAGAAAAUAGUCAAGGAUAAGAUCAAGCUGCCAUCGUUUUUGUCAAGUGAAGCACACUCUCUGUUGAAAGGGAGAAUCUUACCGAUGGUGUUUGGUUUUGGGUUGGAGGAGGGGGAGAGUUAGGAUUGGAAGGGCGUCUGAGGUACUGAUUAUGAUAUUCUUUACUAACACUAAAGCUAAGAGAACUUGUUUGGUUUUGUUUUAGCUCUUAAACAAGGAUGCCGCCAAGCGCUUAGGAAGUGGAUCAUUGGGAAGUGAAGAGAUUAAGCGACACAAGUGGUUCAAGCCAAUCAACUGGAAGAAAUUGGAUGCCAGGGAGAUCCAGCCCAGUUUCCGUCCAGAAGUGGCUGGGAAGCAUUGCAUAGCUAACUUCGAUAAGUGUUGGACUGACAUGAAAUUAUCAGAUUCUCCAGCUGCCAGUCCCAAGACGAAUACCAAUCCCUUUGUGAACUUCACUUAUGUUAGGCCUGCGGCCUCUUUCCUUAAACAGAAUAGCCCCCUAUGUUAGAGAGCCAUACAUCAGAUCACUGCUUCAUCUCCCAAGAUAUGUGGUUUGAGCUUGAAGAAGUUUAUUUAUGAAGUGUCAAGAUAUCAUUUCGUGAGUUUUUGCAAAGAAUGCUUUGCCUAUGGACAGAAUGUAUUUCUUCUGUUGGAUUAUGUUGUCUUGUAUCUGCUAGUCUUUUUGAAACAUGUAACUACAUCAUGGUUUGUGGAUGUUGUCUCGCCUUUAAAUUAAUGAAUUAAAGCGCUAAUGCUAGGGUUCCUGCUUCCCAGUA
Messenger RNA from Populus trichocarpa (black cottonwood), 2304 nucleotides. Its product is annotated as serine/threonine-protein kinase AtPK1/AtPK6. Gene Ontology annotation, biological process: protein phosphorylation. Bases 476 to 1651 code for a protein of 391 amino acids. The record is from RefSeq and is a predicted model, not a curated record. The transcript is spliced from 7 exons. NCBI's taxonomy places the organism in Eukaryota, Viridiplantae, Streptophyta, Magnoliopsida, Malpighiales, Salicaceae. Gene Ontology annotation, molecular function: ATP binding; protein serine/threonine kinase activity.